AUGGGCUAUGGACCACACUGCAGCGCUAAAAUGAGAAGCCUCUGGGUCACUCUAGUGCUGGCGAGCAUCACCUGCGGUCUGUGUUCUUCCCAGACUACAUCAGGGACACCGAAAGAGGCUGAAUUGAAUGACAACAUCACUGUGUUUACACGCAUUUUGGAUGGCCUGUUGGAUGGCUAUGACAACAGACUACGUCCUGGACUGGGAGAAAAAGUAACAGAGAUUAAAACAAAUAUCUUUGUUACCAGCUUUGGGCCAGUCUCAGACACAGAGAUGGAGUACACGAUCGAUGUGUUUUUCCGUCAAAGCUGGAAAGAUGAGCGUUUGCGUUUCAAGGGUCCCAUGGAGAUGCUUCCUCUCAAUAACCUGCUGGCCAGCAACAUCUGGACCCCUGACACUUUUUUUCUCAAUGGCAAAAAAUCUAUCGCUCACAACAUGACCACGCCCAACAAGCUGCUGAGACUGAAGGAUGAUGGGACGCUAUUGUACACAAUGAGACUGACCAUAUCAGCAGAGUGCCCCAUGCAACUGGAGGAUUUCCCCAUGGACGCACACGCCUGUCCACUCAAGUUCGGCAGCUAUGCCUACCCUGUCUCUGAGGUUGUGUAUAAGUGGACUCAGGGCCCGGCAAAGUCCGUGGUAGUGGCAGAGGAGGGAUCCAGGCUGAACCAGUACCAUCUGAUUGGUCAGACGGCCGGUACAGAGGACAUUAACACCAGCAGAGGUCAGUACACAGUGAUGAUGGCUCAUUUUUACCUGAAAAGGAAGAUUGGUUACUUUGUGAUCCAAACCUACAUGCCCUGUUUCAUGACCGUCAUACUAUCCCAGGUCUCCUUCUGGCUGAACCGAGAAUCAGUGCCAGCUAGGACCGUUUUCGGAGUGACUACAGUUCUGACCAUGACCACGUUAAGUAUCAGUGCACGGAACUCCUUACCUAAAGUGGCCUAUGCCACAGCCAUGGACUGGUUCAUCGCUGUCUGCUACGCCUUCGUUUUCUCCGCCCUCAUCGAGUUCGCUACUGUCAACUACUUCACCAAACGCAGCUGGGCUUGGGACGGCAAAAAGGCCAUGGAGGCCCAGCAGCCUAAAAAGAAAGACCCAUUGGCUUUGUCAAAGAAACCAAACAACACCUGCUCGGCCGGCGUGAACUUUACCCCCAACAUCACCAAGGAUACGGCUAUCGCUACCAUCUCUAACAGUACGACGGUUCAGCUUAAAAGCAUUGAGACCAAGGCGGCACUGGAUCCGAAAAAGACUUACAACAGCGUCAGUAAGAUUGACAAGAUGUCCAGGAUAGUGUUCCCCGUGCUCUUUGGGACAUUCAACCUGGUCUACUGGGCCACGUACCUCAACAGGGAGCCAGUCAUCAAAGGAGCGGUGUAG
This is a messenger RNA of Chanos chanos (milkfish), 1383 nucleotides long. RefSeq names its product gamma-aminobutyric acid type A receptor subunit alpha5 (gene gabra5). Lineage: Eukaryota; Metazoa; Chordata; Actinopteri; Gonorynchiformes; Chanidae. Gene Ontology annotation, biological process: monoatomic ion transmembrane transport. Gene Ontology annotation, molecular function: extracellular ligand-gated monoatomic ion channel activity; GABA-A receptor activity. The record is from RefSeq and is a predicted model, not a curated record. The coding region runs from base 1 to 1383 and encodes 460 amino acids. Gene Ontology annotation, cellular component: membrane. The transcript is spliced from 9 exons.